Molecule: messenger RNA, 2567 nt
Organism: Vigna radiata var. radiata (mung bean)
Lineage: Eukaryota; Viridiplantae; Streptophyta; Magnoliopsida; Fabales; Fabaceae
Product: tubby-like F-box protein 2
Exons: 8
Coding region: 1045-2292 (415 amino acids)
Molecular function (GO): protein binding
Source: RefSeq, a predicted model, not a curated record
AUAAUUUAAAAAAAAUGGUGGAAAGAUAAUGUGCAUUCGUUUCAAACCACACGAUUUUUUGCGACUUUAUUUUGGACACCCGGUGGUGGUAGCGGUGGCCGGCGAUUGACAGUGGCGUUGGAGUAUAACAUGGAUGUCCAUCAGCUACUCUGGAGAGAAAGACUACUGUGAAAUCUGGUUAGGAUAUCAUGAAGGGGUGAGGGCAUACAAAUCAUGGUGUCUUGAACUGAGAUUCAAGAGGUGUAUGACCAACUAUCAUGUUAUUUUCAAUGAGAUUGUGAGGCGUAUAAAUCAAAGGUUUUUGAGUUUGUUGACAGUUGAGAUGUCAAGAUAAAGAAAUCUAACUUUGAUUAAGGUUGUGCCAAGAGUUUUCUCUGAUUUUCUUUUGACAGACCAUGAUGAGUUUGGAGAAGAUCUUACUAAAGAGCACCAAGUUGAUGAUGGUUAAAGUGUAGCACGAGGAAGGACAAGGAGAGUCAUCAAACCACCAGAAAGUAAGGAGAAGAAGGAAUGAUUGAACAAAAUGAAUGAAGAGAUGAAGACACAACAUGAUAAUCAUACAUGUAGGUUGAAAAGGAGACUUGUUGGUGCAAAGAUAGAUCAGUUGUAAAUGGAUUUUAAAAAAAAUGAUGAAAUUCUAGGAAUUGACCAGGGAAGGUUUAAAGGAAGAUUGAUUUCUAGAGGUUUUAUCAAAGGAAGGGGAUUCAUUAUAAUGAUGUGUUCUCGCCCGUAGUAAAGCAUAGAUCAGAGAAAAUACUGCUAUUUUCUGAGUUUGAUCUUGAAUUGGAGUAAAAGGGUGUCAAGACUGCCUUCUUGUAUGGAAAUCUUAAGGAAACCAUUUUUGUGAAGCAACCAUAAGGGGUUGAGGUGAAUGGUUGUUCUGGACUUGUACCUGUUCCGUGCCUAGUGUUAGAGAAGUUUGUUCAUGAGCCAAGGUGGAGAUUUGUUGGUUUUUGGCUCAGUCAACUAGAUGUAUCGACUAUCUCUAGCAUUGUCAUAUCACCUGUCUAUUCUAUCAACUGAGGAUUGGUAAGCCGUGAGAACAUGUUGAGAAGCAUAGUCCGUGAACUCAAGGAGAUGAGAGAUGGAAUAGGUAGCACAUCUAAGCGGGGUGCAGGUGCAGAAAGCAAGCUUCGGCUCAGUCGAACAAAGUCACAUAUUGCUCCAGAUGUUCUUGCAACUACAUUUGAAUUUAUUCAACAGGGACAAUGGGCAAAUCUUCCACAAGAAUUGCUUUUCGACAUAAUCCAAAGGGUUGAAGAGAGUGAAACAUCUUGGCCUGACCGAGCUGUUGUUGUCUUCUGUGCUUCUGUAUGUAAAUCUUGGAGGUCGAUUACAAAAGAGAUUGUCAAAACUCCUGAACAAUGUGGAAGGAUCACAUUUCCUAUUUCAUUGAAGCAGCCCGGUCCACGUGAUUCUCCAAUUCAGUGCUUUAUAAGGAGGAACAAAGAAAGUUCUACAUAUCUGUUGUACUUUGGUCUGGUACCAUCAGAGAAUGACAAUAACAAGUUGUUAUUAGCGGCCAAAAGGAUAAGAAGGGCAACAGGCACUGAUUUUGUCAUAUCCUUGGCCACAGAUGAUUUUUCCCGAGCCAGCAAUAAAUAUGUUGGUAAACUGAGAUCUAAUUUUUUGGGUACCAAGUUCACCAUACAUGACAGUCAACCUCCCCAUGAUGCUGCAAUUCAACCCAAUUGUCAAUAUAGUAGGAGAUUUCAUUCUAAGCAGGUGUCACCAAGAGUUCCAGCUUGUAGCUACCUUGUUAGCACAGUUUCCUACGAGCUGAACGUCCUUUGCACUAGAGGGCCAAGAAGAAUGCAUUGUGUCAUGAACUCUAUACCCGUCUCAGCAAUUCAGGAAGGGGGCAACGCCCCAACUCCAACUUCUUUCCCUCAAAUAUUUGAUGAACCUUUUUCUCCAUCACCAGCAGCGAAAGAAAAAGUUCCAGUCCCCGAUUUAAACUCUGCAAGCUUAUCAGAGCCACUAAUAUCGAGCCAAGUUUCAACUGAGCAAUUAGAACUGAAAAACAAGGCUCCACGAUGGCAUGAGCAGCUACAGUGCUGGUGCCUAAACUUCAAGGGUCGUGUGUCUGUGGCUUCUGUUAAGAACUUUCAGCUUGUAGCUGCUGUUGAUCCAUCUCAUAACAUUUCUGCUGAGGAGCAAGACAAGGUAAUCCUGCAGUUUGGAAAGAUUGGAAAAGACAUAUUCACCAUGGAUUACCGUUAUCCGCUCUCUACCUUCCAAGCCUUUGCCAUAUGCUUGAGUAGCUUUGACACAAAACCUGCCUGUGAAUGAGAUUCAUGACCACAACUUGAUCAUCAUCUGCUGAGUUGUUGAUUGUCAACCAUGGUGACAUGCAGCUGAAAAUUUAGCUGUUCAUCCGGUGGUAACCUUCCCUUGAAUCGGUUGUUGAUUAUGGAAUUUGUUCUAUUUGUUAUCUCCCCGUCGCCUAAAAUGAAAUUGUAUGAAGUUUAAUGAUUUGUGUAAUAUAUGUUCGGGGUAUUCCUCCCUCACGAAUGUUUUUGAUUUGUUUAAAGAGCUUAAUGGUAAUAUAAACAUUACACCAUCAA